GUAAUCCUUGCUUCCGAUUGGCUGUUAGGUGUGUGCUGUCUGUUGCUUGGUAACGGUUGCCAUGGUUACCGCUAACGCCGUUUACCAGACCAUAAAUCCUGGUGGAGUGUUGUGCGGAUUGUACCCCCGGAGAGGUGAUGACGUCAUACCCCCAGGCCCCGCGCAGGACCGGGGUCCCCCGAGAGGUGAUAAGAUGGCUGCAGAGCCUGGACCUGAGCUUCUGCCCCAAAAACUUCCGCAGAGACCUUUGCAAUGGAUACAUCGCUGCUGAAAUCUUCUAUUGGUAUUACCCAGAAGAUAUCACAUUACAUUCCUACGAAAAUGGAACUUCCCUGGCUACCAAAUUAAGCAACUGGUCCCAGCUAGAAAAGUUUCUCUUGAAAAGAAGUUUAAAUAUUUCCAAAGAAUUAAUUGAUGGAACUAUGCAUUGCAAACCUGGUGCAGCAGAAUUAAUACUACAAGAUAUUUAUGUAAUGCUAACUAACAAACGAAUCAAAACCGUACAGGACAAUGAAGUAGACUUUACGGACUGGUAUUAUCAGGAGGGUUUACCUAUGGUCGCAAGGUCAACAGCCACAAAAUCUGUAAAGAGCAAUAUUACUCUAAGUGAAAUUCUCGCAGAACCUGAUCUCAACAUAAAUAAGCAGAAGAUUCAAGCUCUGAUGGAAUUACAUGUGCAACACAGGCAGCAGGAAAGGAUUCUUGAUCCGAAACGAUUUAAUGUAAAACCAACAAUGGGAGAACGUGCCAUUCGUCUUCCACCUUCAUCUGAACAAACAGAAGAUGACGAUAACCUGUCUAAAAGAUCCUCCUCUUCUACUUCAAGUACUUCAGAUAUCCGAAGCAAAACCAGUGUUCAGUUCAAAGAAAUUAAAGUCAAACAAGCCGAUAGAAGCUUUGUAUUAUCAAGCGUAAGCUCACUGGCAUCUUCUUUAUCAUGAAGUUGUAAUAAGUGCCCAUACACAUCCACAUUGAAAUGCAAUUGUACUUGAGGUUUCAAUAAAUGGUGUUUCUUUAAAUGUU
Pelobates fuscus (common spadefoot toad) is the source of this 1023-nucleotide messenger RNA. It is a transcript of the gene SPATA4, whose product is annotated as spermatogenesis associated 4. The transcript has 6 exons. Gene Ontology annotation, cellular component: axoneme. Gene Ontology annotation, biological process: regulation of cytoskeleton organization. The coding region runs from base 138 to 941 and encodes 267 amino acids. Lineage: Eukaryota; Metazoa; Chordata; Amphibia; Anura; Pelobatidae. Gene Ontology annotation, molecular function: microtubule binding. The record is from RefSeq and is a predicted model, not a curated record.